Sycon ciliatum is the source of this 2228-nucleotide messenger RNA. RefSeq lists its product as uncharacterized. NCBI's taxonomy places the organism in Eukaryota, Metazoa, Porifera, Calcarea, Leucosolenida, Sycettidae. The coding region runs from base 80 to 1588 and encodes 502 amino acids. The transcript is spliced from 3 exons. The record is from RefSeq and is a predicted model, not a curated record.
CAACAGUAGGCAGUUUGUGUUUUGCUACAUACUACGUCGUCGAGCUUACUGCAACGCAAGUCCUCGUAUUGUUGACAGAAUGACGUCUACGGCAACCGUCUCAGCUUGGCUGGCAUCCAAGGAAAUCCGAUUGUUCUGCCACUCAGAAUUCAGACAGUAUCCAUGGUAUCAUCAGUACUCUGGCGAAGAGAAAACUUGGGUGGUGGUCAGCGUUCAAGCGCCUCGGUACCAGGAGGAUGAAGACAGCAAAGUCAGUGAGACGGGUCGGGCACCACUGGAGUUGGUCGCCGUGAUUGAUAGAAGUACCAGCAUGGAGAGGCGCGGUAAAUUUGCCAUGAUGAAGGAAACUAUGCUCUUCGUCAUCCGACAAUUGAAUGAACACGACAAGCUGGGGAUCGUGUUUUACGACCAGCAAGUAUCAUCAACUGGUACACUAAGGAGGAUGGAUGCGAGCGGAAAAGAGGAAGCGACCUCUCUCAUUGAGCUAUUGAAUACAAAAGUAGGCACAAAUCUAUGUGGAGGACUUGUGGAAGGGUUAGCCAUGAUUGAAGAUCUGCAGAAAGAAAAAUACAGUGGAGACGCGAAUGCUGAAAAGAAGAAUGCAUCUGUGUCGUCUAUUCUUCUGAUGACGGAUGGUAAAGCCGAUUUGGGCUUCACCUCACAGCAAGAAAUAAUUGCUUGCUUAACACAACGAGGACGCCAUGGCCUGUAUCCUUCUGGCAACUACCGUGCUCAUAACAACUUCCCAGCUCCAGCACAAGAACCGACAGUACCAUGUCCACCAUCAACACAACGAACAGUAGAACCGAGCCCAUUACAACUGCCAACUCUAGCACAAGCAGCAUUAAAACAACCACUACCAUCCCUACAGGCAGCGUCGGCACCAGCAAUAAAACCUGUAGUAACAUCUACAAUAGCUAAUUCUACUGAACCUAGUGACGUUGUGGCUGCAAGUAUUUACACAUUUGGCUUUGGUGCCGAUCACAAUGCCCAGUUGUUGCAAGCAGUGAGUAAGGCUGGUAAUGGAAUGCACUACUACAUUGACUCAUCGGAGAAGAUUCCAGAGUCCUUUGCCGACUGCUUGGGUGGAUUGCUUAGCACAGUUGUGCGUAAUAUAUCCCUGGAAGUCUCGGCUGAGAACAAUUGUAACAUACUCGAAGCCUAUGCGGGCCAAAGUACCCAAUCAAGUGGUAGUGGUGUUGCCAUUACAUUGCCUCUGGCAGAUAUCCAGUCAGAAGAAUGCCGCGACUGUGUGUUCUGCUUGGAUCAGCCUGAUGUACCCAAUGAGCUUGAUGAGUUUACGAUUCUCAAGGCUAAGCUGACCUGCUUAAAUGUCAUGAAAAGUAUGCUGGAGGUGAAGGAAGCCUCGCUAGAAGUACGCAGAGUCAGGGAACGUAUAGGUGAUCUCCCACCCAACCUGCAAGUUAACUGUCACUAUAACCGCAUCGUAUCAGCUAAGGCACUUGAAAGUGCAUUCGCAUGGGCAGACAAAGGAUAUCUUAGGAGAGCAAGAUACCAGCUAUAUAGAGCGAAAAAAGACAUUAUCAGAAAGAAUCCAUCCGCUAUUUACCCAUUUCCAGGAUAUUGAGAGCUGAUGCAUGUUGCAGCCAGGCAAGGUCAUGAAAUGGAAAGCUGAAAGGGAAAGCCUAUCCGUCUCUUCACGAUGAUGCCAGUCUGAUCAGAUGCUCAGCAUUGGCAGUAGGGCUGAUCAAGAUUCGUAGUUCCACUGCCAAUGACAUUCAUGGUCCCACCUUACUAACCAGGCUGUCUAGCGCUGCGCAUCUUCAUGUAUUACAAUCUCAUUGUCCAUGUUUGUGUAAAUCUUUUGGAGAUUCAUUUCGAGGACGGAUCGUUCACAAAUAAUCUACGAAGUAUAUUGUUCUGCAUUGUUCUGUAUUGCUUUGUGUUUUAUCAUUAAGGAAAAUGGAUUGCCUUUUCCCUCAAAGAAAAAUGACCUUAACCCAGGCACCUGGGAUGUCCCUCGACCAAACCCCUUCAGCUCGCUUUACAAUUCACUUCUUUGUGACGUUAUUCGUUGUUUCCUGUCAUUUCCGAGGCCGAAUGCAAUGAAUGCAUGUUGUGCUUACAUGUACAUGUCCCAUUCCGCGCUGCAGCCCAUAGGCAUAGAGAUAACGUACCGUAGGCUAUAUGUGAACAGUCAUGAACAAAUAAUCGUCGUUUGAAUUCUGAGAUCCACACCAGUACACUGGAGUGGAAUGCACUUGGGA